Messenger RNA from Otolemur garnettii (small-eared galago), 3021 nucleotides. RefSeq names its product histone-lysine N-methyltransferase SETDB2. Lineage: Eukaryota; Metazoa; Chordata; Mammalia; Primates; Galagidae. The record is from RefSeq and is a predicted model, not a curated record. Gene Ontology annotation, biological process: negative regulation of gene expression; heterochromatin organization. The coding region runs from base 322 to 2442 and encodes 706 amino acids. Gene Ontology annotation, cellular component: nucleus. Gene Ontology annotation, molecular function: DNA binding; protein binding; histone H3K9 methyltransferase activity. The transcript has 13 exons.
AGUUGGUUUUUUUUUUUUUUUAAAAAGUUACUGUCAGUGAUCUGAUACAAGUAUAAAUACUCACUUGAAGAUGCAUGGACUUGUCAUUUGGUUGGACUAUUGGUUAUUUCUGAAAGUUUCUUCAACUACAGUUUCUAGUUUGAAAAUUCAAGUAUCAAAGGAUAUUGAGUUUAGAAUGGUAUAAUGAUGUAUUUUGUCUGAGGACUGCAAUUUUCAUAAAGACCACAGUUGGUUCCAGUUAUAUUUCUCAAAGAGAUUCAUGCCGUUCUGUUCUCUGAAAAACCUAAUGUUGAAGAGUCUUAUAUUUAUGAACACCAAAAGAUGGGAGAAAAGAAUGAUGAUGCAAAAACUUUCUGGAUGGAGCUAGAAGAUGAUGGAAAAGUAGACUUCAUAUUUGAAAAAGUACAAAGUGUGCUACAGACACUGAAACAAAAGAUUAAAGAUGGGUCUGCAACAAAUAAAGAAUAUAUUCAAGCAAUGAUUCUAGUGAAUGAAGCAACUAUAAGUAACAGUUCAGCUUUGAUAAAGGAUCAUAUACCUGUGACUCAGAAUGAACAGGAAAAGCAGUCAAAUACAUUUCCUUCUACAUCAUAUGAAAACUUUCCAAAAGACUGUGCACGUCUAUCUACAGAAAAUGAGGAAAUUCUUUCUCUGAAAAAUGAAGUUGUAGAGUUUAGAGGAAAAGAAUCAUCUUUGAACUUAUCUUACCAAAGUCAUGCUUGCUCUGGUGCCUGUCUCAUAAAAAUGCCACCAACCUCCAAGGGAGAAAACCCUCUGCAGCUGCCGAUGAAAUGCCACUUCCAGAGACGACAUGCAAAGACGAACUCUCACUCUUCAGCACUCCACGUGAGUUACAAAGCCCCUUGUGGAAGGAGUCUGCGAAACGUGGAGGAAGUUUUUCGUUACCUCCUUGAGACAGAGUGUAACUUUCUAUUUACAGAUAACUUUUCUUUCAAUACCUAUGUUCAGUUGACUCGGAACUACGCAAAGCAAGAAGAAAUUGUUUCUGAUGUGGACAUUAGCAAUGGAGUGGAAUCUGUGCCCAUUCCUUUCUCUAAUGAAAUUGAUAGUAGAAAGCUUCCACAGUUUAAGUACAGAAAGACCAUGUGGCCACGCGCAUACCAUCUAAAUGGCUUCUCCAACAUGUUUACUGAUUCAUGUGACUGUUCUGAGGGCUGCAUAGACGUAGCAAAAUGUGCGUGUCUUCAACUGACAGCAAGGAAUGCCAAAACUUCUCCCUUGUCAGGUAAUAAAGUACCCACUGGAUAUAAAUACAAAAGACUACAGAGACAAGUACCUACUGGUAUUUAUGAAUGCAGUAUGUUGUGCAAAUGUAAUCGACAAUUGUGUCAAAACCGAGUUGUCCAACAUGGUCCUCAAGUGAGGCUACAGGUGUUCAAAACUGAGAAAAAGGGCUGGGGGGUACGCUGCCUGGAUGACAUUGACAGAGGAACAUUUGUUUGUAUCUAUUCAGGAAGAUUACUAAGCAGAGCUAACACUGAGAAAUCUAGCGUUAUUGAUGGAAAUGGGAAAGAAAGGAAUACUAUGAAAAAUACAUUUUCAAAAAAGAGGAAAAUAGAAGUUGCAUGUUCAGAUUCUGAGGUUGAAAUUAUCCCAUUAGAACUGGAAACACAUCCUAGAAAUGCUAGAACUGAGGAGUGUCCACCAGAGUUCAGUAGCAGUUCCAAAGAGCUUGUUAUGGAAAUGAAGUUUAAUAAUAUUUCAAGAAAUCAGUAUCAUUCAGUUAUUACAAGUCCUAAAUCCAAGACAGAAACUUUUCAACGCAGUGGAAAACAGAUGGAAUUUGUUUCCUUGGAGUCUGUCACCUCAGAAGAUAAUGAUGAAUUUGAACCAGCCCCGGAAUGUCUGAGCUCUAAAGCCAAGGGAGUGCAAAAGGACUCAAGUUCAAACCAAGUUGAAGAUUCUGAAGACAAUGUGCUGUUUCAAUCAAAUGUGAAAAAUAUAACUAGAUGUAGAGAAGAAACUCCACCCCGGGGCAGAUGUAACCUUGCAACCAUGUUGGAUUAUAAAAAUAUGAAAAAGGAAUUUGAAGUGCAAAUACAAAAGCCCCAAGAGGAACAAUCUUCAGCAUGUCAAAAACAGCAGAUCUUUGGUGAUGAAGAGAUGCCAAAUGAAACCAAAAAUACUUCAUCUGAUUCUCUAAGGAAGUUCAAUAAAGGGAAUGUGUUUUUAUUGGAUGCCACAAAAGAAGGAAAUGUGGGCCGCUUCCUUAAUCAUAGUUGUUGCCCAAAUCUCUUAGUACAGAAUGUUUUCGUAGAAACACACAACAGGAAUUUUCCAUUGGUGGCAUUCUUCACCAACAGGUACGUGAAAGCAAGAACAGAACUAACAUGGGAUUAUGGUUAUGAAGCCGGGACUGUGCCUGAGAAGGAAAUCCCCUGCCAAUGUGGGGUUAAUAAGUGUAGAAAAAAAAUAUUAUAAAUAUGCAGCUAAUACUUUUUGAUGAAGUUACUUUUUAGGCUGAGGUUAGAACACCAGAAAAGAAUCCUCAGUCGCUAGUGGAAGUAAUUUAGGUUUAGGUCCAUCAAGGUAAUUCUUCUCAGCUUUCCCUUGCUAGGGAUUCCUAUUUUGUUACUAAUUUUAUAUGUGUGACUUAGAAAUGCCAGGAACAAAAAGGGACAUUUUCAUAUGCAUAGAUAGGGUAUCUCUUGUUCUUAACCCUGUUUUAACUUUACAUGAAUAGGAAGAAAGUAUAUAUUUUAUGUGAACACCACUGUACAAUAAUUUAUUUAUAAAUUAUAUAUUAGGGGAUAACCAAGUUCACACCAGAACUCAGCUGUUUCUAAUUGUUUUUGUGAUGGUUAUUUUUCAGUUCAUGCCCCAAAGAGCCAUAUUUCACAUCUUUACCUACACAAUUGAUGCUUAAUUCCUGACAAAUCAUUUACCAUUAUGAGAUACAAGGUGGGCAGCACAGCAUGAGGAAUAAUAAGAACUUAUUUUGUGCAUACACUCCCAAAUAUUUUAACAUUUGUUGAAGAAGCUGUUAUCUGGCUCCAUGAA